AUGGUUAAAUAUUGGUAUAGCACAGUUUUAAGAGGAAAUUGGAGACACCAUUAUAUUGGGAUGAGUCAGAUACCAGGAAAGGAGUUAAAUGGAACAACUGCCCGAAGUCAAGAUCUGGUUCCUUGUACAACCUGUGGAAGACAUUUUGCACAAGAUGUUCUGCUGAGACAUGAUCCAAUAUGCAAGAAAGUCUUCAACAAGAAGCGCAAGCCCUUCAACUCUUUGAAACAGAGACUGCAGGGAACAGAAAUCACCACUGUGAAGAAGCAGCCCCCACAAAAGAAUCAGCCAGGGAAGAAAUCUAACUGGAGGCAGCACCAUGAGGAUUUUAUUAAUACUAUUAAAUCAGCAAAGCAGUUCACAAAAGCUCUGAAGGAAGGCCAACCUCUUCCGCCUCCUCCCCCGCCAAGCAUCAAUCCAGACUAUAUUCAGUGUCCACACUGCUCAAGAAGAUUCAAUGAGGCUGCAGCACAGAGGCACAUAAAGUUUUGCGAAGAACAAGCUGCCUGCCGUGCCUUUGCUGCAAAGACCACCAGACGCGCUUUGGGCAAGCAACCAGUGACUCAGAGAAAACCCCCAACCUUAACAACUGCUGUGUUACCCCUUCAGAAGACAGAACAAGAAGGUGCCAAUACAGUCGAACCUAGGCCAGAGACCUCUCCAGGAAUACUGCAGAAAACCAGAAAAUCUUUGGGUGUAUCUACUGGAAAAAAAUCUUCAGGAAAGUUUGGGUAAGAAAUACAUUUUGAUUUCAACAUUGUAACAUAAAAGGAUCUCAUCUGUUUUUGUUAUAUACAAUAUCCUGUUGCAGUGUUUGCAGUAUGAACUUCUUUAUAUUAAUUAAAGCAAUCGAUUGCCCUGAAAAAUUUUGCAGAGCCCAGUCCCCAGUAUAGGCUGCUGAGAGGAGUCAUUUCAGUGUUAAAUGUUCUCUGAUUUGGAGCAACUCCAUCUCAGGUAGGCAGUGACUGUGUUCUGCCGUUAAAGCCAUCUUGAGAUUUGCUUCUUGGUAGUGCAAACCUCUCUAGCAGGUCUUGUGCUCUCGCGAUGUGCUUCCGUUGUCUGAGUGAGGAAGAUGGCAGCAACCGUUUCAAUAAUCACGAUGUCAGGAUGACAGUGUGGAGGUUCUUCCUUCUCCUCAAUGCUCACUUUCCCAGAC
Grus americana (Whooping crane) is the source of this 1156-nucleotide messenger RNA. It is a transcript of the gene ZC2HC1B, whose product is annotated as zinc finger C2HC-type containing 1B. Bases 1 to 735 code for a protein of 244 amino acids. The transcript has 8 exons. NCBI's taxonomy places the organism in Eukaryota, Metazoa, Chordata, Aves, Gruiformes, Gruidae. The record is from RefSeq and is a predicted model, not a curated record.